GCCAGUAAAAUCCAGGGUUUGAGUGAGGAGGAGAGAGACCACUUACUCCCCCUGCUACGGAAUGCCCAGUGGGUGGAGGUGGUUGGGAGGGAUGCCAUCUACAAAGAGUUCAUCUUCAAAGACUUUAACCAGGUCAGAAAGGCUUGGACAAUAUACUCAAUCUAGGGCUCAGGGCCAAUAUUCAUAAAGCGUCUGUGAUUAUCUAGGAUCAGGUCCUCUCUGUCCAUGCUAUCUUAUUCAUUAUGUUCUAAAAGUCUAAACUGAUCCUAGAUCAGCACUCCUUCUCUUAGACGCGUUUUGAAUACAGGCACCGAUUUUUUUCGGACAAUGUGACGUCACGUGACCAAACAAAAUAAGAAACUUGCUAAUAAAUGGCUGUAGGCUAUACAAUGCAUAUUACUUGAUUGUGACAGUAAGGACUUGGAAGUAUAAUCUGCUAUUUUAUCACAGGCCUUUGGCUUCAUGUCCAGUGUGGCACUGCAAGCUGAGAAGAUGGACCAUCACCCUGAGUGGUUUAACGUGUACAACAAGGUAUUUCAAUAAGCCCCCGCCCAAGGCCCACUAAGAUUGCCUGGGGUAAAAUAGAUAUAGACAAACCUGUUAGCAUCACUAGUUGUGAAAGGUAUGUUGUGACUUGACAUUUUUUUCAUUUGAAUGUCCCUCUGUAUGUCUCAUUCUCACCCAUUCCUGUCAUUCUGGGUUGCAUUUACCAUGUCUUUCCUGCUGUCGCCCAUCCUUAUCCACACUUCAUCUUCUCCUUUCUCCCAGGUCCAGAUCACACUCAGCACACAUGACUGUGGGGGCCUCUCUCAGAGAGACAUCACUUUGGCUACCUUCAUUGACCAAGCAUCUGUCCUCUAAGCAACUCAUGGCCUGCUGCCAUUUCAGUCUGUCAGCGCCCGUCAUUUCAGUUCCAGUCAUUUCAAUGGUGGAACCCAGAGCAGAGCAUGCCUAUUCAUCGCUCUCCAUACGUUCAUUCAGAUGACUAACCUUUAACAGGAACAGGAAAUGAUCAAACAGGAAAGUACAUCACAGAAUCCCAAUUAAUAUUUAAUGUUUACAGGUCACUUUCAAUUCCCAAACAUUUUGCUGGUGUGGUGUUUGUUGAUAGACUGAUGAAGCCAAAUAUAUCUUUAAAAAAUUGCUUUGGUGGAAAGUGGAUUUAUGAGCAACAGACCAUGAGCCAGUAAAAAGACCAUAGAUACUGUAUAUCAAACAUUCCUCUGUCCCUAACUGAGUGGAAUCAGGUAAUGUAAAAUCAAAAGCGUCUAAGGUAUAUAUUACUCUGACUCUAAACCUUUGAAAUCUGGGGAAAAUCUAUUAAUUCCUUCACUUGUUAAUUCCAGUCACUUUCAAACAAAUGUUCUACAUAAAACACUGACUUUGUUGUCAGUCUGUCUAGUCUGUUUGUCUGAAACUGUUUUCCUCUGUGUAGUGUUUUGUACUGUAAGUGACAAAUAAAAAAAUUUGAAUAACC
Molecule: messenger RNA, 1477 nt
Organism: Coregonus sp. 'balchen'
Lineage: Eukaryota; Metazoa; Chordata; Actinopteri; Salmoniformes; Salmonidae
Source: the annotation of a GenBank genome assembly